AAAUGCGGAUCGAAAAAUACGUGACGUCUAUAUUAAAUCUCGCGCUGAACUUUUAACCAAUCGCAAAUCGAUUUAUCACGUGAGAGAUAUUUAUUUAUAAAAAUUCAUAAGUCUCUAUAGAUUGGACAUUGUUAAAAGCAGGAAGUCGACUUAAACUUUGGACGAUUUAACAGAACAGAACAAGAUGCCAGAACAUACUCCUGUUCAAAAUGGUUCUUCUUCGGAUUCCAGAAACAACAUAAUCGACCACGUGUUAAUUACAGGAGGAGCAGGUUACAUCGGUUCCAAAUUAGUUCCACUUAUGCUUCAACAAAACUACAAAGUAACCGUUUACGACUUGUUCAAUUAUGGAAUUUCUUCAUUGCUAUCUCAUGCCAAUAAUCCAAAUUUAACAUUACUAAAAGGUGAUAUCAGGGAUAAAUUUAAAUUAGAAUCCGUCCUCCAGGAAGUGGAUGCUGUCAUUCAUUUAGCUGCCAUCGUUGGUUAUCCGGCUUGCGAAAAAGAUCCAGAAUUGGCGCGUAACGUCAACGAAUACGGAACUCAGUGCUUAGUAGAUUGUAUGAAGUCUCAUCAGAAAUUAAUUUAUGCUUCGACCGGUUCGUGUUACGGUGCCGUUGAAGGUAUCUGUACGGAAGAAUCGAAGAUAUCGCCUCUCACUCUUUACGGAGCUACCAAGGCCAGAGGAGAAAGUAUCGUUAUUAAAAAAGGUGGAAUAGCUCUUAGAUUGGCUACAGUUUUUGGCAUAUCGCCACGAAUGCGACUGGAUUUAUUAAUUAACGACUUGACGAUGAAAGCCUUGACCGUCAAAUAUUUAGAAUUGUACCAAGGAUCUUUUCGUCGCACGUUUUUACACGUUAAGGAUGCUUGCAUGGCUUUCCUUUUCGCUUUACGUCAUUACGAUAUUAUGAAAGGUCAAGCCUUUAAUGUGGGUGACGAAACCAUGAACAUGACUAAAUGGCAAGCGGCGGUUGCUAUUCGUGACGUUAUUCCGGAUUGCAUCAUCGUGCAAUCCGAUUGCGGCGAAGAUAAAGACAAGAGAGAUUACGUCGUUUCUUAUUCGAAAAUGUCAAAAUUGGGUUUUAAAUCGACUGUUACACUUCGCGAAGGGAUCGAAGAACUUGUUAAAGUCAUUCCUAAAAUGUCACCUAACGAAAUAGCUCUGAGCAAAAACGUGCAAGUAUAAAUGAAUUAAAAAUCCAUUUUAAAUAUUUCUAUCGGUGCUUUAAUUAAGUUUCCAUAAUAAAUAAAUUGAGAAAAUUUUAACCUAUAUUAAAAUGGAGAUUAUAAUAAUAAUAAU
Centruroides sculpturatus (bark scorpion) is the source of this 1297-nucleotide messenger RNA. Its product is annotated as UDP-glucose 4-epimerase 4-like. The record is from RefSeq and is a predicted model, not a curated record. Bases 185 to 1183 code for a protein of 332 amino acids. Lineage: Eukaryota; Metazoa; Arthropoda; Arachnida; Scorpiones; Buthidae. The transcript has 2 exons.